Pteropus alecto (black flying fox) is the source of this 2553-nucleotide messenger RNA. RefSeq names its product discs large MAGUK scaffold protein 3 (gene DLG3). Lineage: Eukaryota; Metazoa; Chordata; Mammalia; Chiroptera; Pteropodidae. Gene Ontology annotation, biological process: chemical synaptic transmission. The record is from RefSeq and is a predicted model, not a curated record. Bases 312 to 2390 code for a protein of 692 amino acids. Gene Ontology annotation, molecular function: kinase binding. The transcript has 19 exons. Gene Ontology annotation, cellular component: postsynaptic density membrane; neuromuscular junction; neuron projection.
UGCGGCGCCUCGAGCCUCCGGGCUACGGGGACUGGCAGGGGCCCGACCCCUACGGGCCAGGGGGGGGCAAUGGAGCCGGCACAGCUUAUGGAGGCUACAGCUCGCAGACCCUGCCCUCGCAGGCGGGGGCCACCCCCACCCCCCGCACCAAGGCCAAGCUCAUCCCUACCGGCCGGGAUGUGGGGCCAGUGCCCCCUAAGCCAGUCUCGGGCAAGAGCACCCCCAAACUCAACGGCAGCGGCCCCAGUUGGUGGCCGGAGUGCACCUGUACGAACCGGGACUGGUAUGAGCAGGUGAAUGGCAGCGAUGGCAUGUUCAAGUAUGAGGAGAUAGUACUUGAGCGGGGCAAUUCCGGCCUGGGCUUCAGUAUCGCAGGUGGCAUUGACAACCCCCACGUCCCUGAUGACCCCGGCAUCUUCAUUACCAAGAUCAUCCCUGGUGGAGCAGCUGCCAUGGACGGGAGGCUGGGGGUGAAUGACUGUGUGCUGCGGGUGAAUGAGGUGGACGUCUCGGAGGUGGUGCACAGCCGGGCCGUGGAGGCGCUGAAGGAGGCGGGCCCCGUGGUGCGGCUGGUGGUCCGGAGGCGACAGCCCCCACCGGAGACCAUCAUGGAAGUCAACCUGCUCAAAGGGCCCAAAGGCUUGGGGUUCAGCAUCGCCGGUGGCAUUGGCAACCAGCACAUCCCAGGAGACAACAGCAUCUACAUCACCAAGAUCAUUGAGGGGGGCGCUGCUCAGAAGGACGGCCGCCUACAGAUCGGGGACCGGCUGCUGGCGGUGAAUAACACCAAUCUGCAGGACGUGAGGCACGAGGAAGCUGUGGCCUCCCUCAAGAACACCUCCGACAUGGUCUACCUGAAGGUGGCCAAGCCGGGCAGCCUCCACCUCAACGACAUGUAUGCACCCCCCGACUACGCCAGCACUUUUACUGCCUUGGCUGAUAACCACGUAAGCCAUAACUCCAGCCUGGGGUAUCUCGGGGCUGUAGAGAGCAAGGUCAGCUACCCGGCUCCUCCUCAGGUUCCCCCGGCCCGCUACUCCCCGAUCCCCAGGCACAUGCUGGCUGAGGACGACUUCACCAGAGAGCCACGCAAGAUUAUCCUGCACAAGGGCUCCACAGGCCUGGGUUUCAACAUCGUGGGAGGAGAGGAUGGGGAAGGCAUUUUCGUCUCCUUCAUCCUGGCAGGAGGCCCAGCCGACCUGAGUGGGGAGCUGCGCAGGGGAGACCGGAUCUUAUCGGUGAAUGGCGUCAACCUGAGGAAUGCGACUCAUGAGCAGGCUGCAGCUGCUCUGAAACGGGCUGGCCAGUCGGUCACCAUUGUAGCCCAGUACAGACCCGAAGAGUACAGUCGCUUUGAAUCCAAGAUACAUGACUUGCGGGAACAAAUGAUGAACAGCAGCAUGAGCUCCGGGUCCGGGUCCCUCCGAACAAGCGAGAAGAGGUCCCUGUACGUCAGGGCCCUGUUUGAUUAUGACCGGACUCGGGACAGCUGCCUGCCAAGCCAGGGGCUCAGCUUUUCCUAUGGUGACAUUCUGCAUGUCAUUAAUGCCUCUGAUGAUGAGUGGUGGCAGGCAAGGCUGGUGACCCCACAUGGAGAAAGCGAACAAAUCGGCGUGAUCCCCAGCAAGAAGAGGGUGGAGAAGAAAGAGCGAGCUCGACUGAAAACCGUGAAGUUCCACGCCAGGACGGGGAUGAUCGAGUCGAACCGGGACUUCCCUGGGUUAAGUGACGAUUAUUAUGGAGCAAAGAACCUGAAAGGACAAGAGGAUGCUAUUUUGUCCUAUGAGCCAGUGACUCGACAGGAAAUUCACUACGCCAGGCCCGUGAUCAUCCUGGGCCCCAUGAAGGACAGAGUCAACGACGACCUGAUCUCAGAGUUCCCGCAUAAAUUUGGAUCCUGUGUGCCACACACGACUCGGCCCCGGCGUGAUAACGAGGUGGAUGGCCAAGACUACCACUUUGUGGUGUCCCGAGAGCAAAUGGAGAAGGACAUCCAGGACAACAAGUUCAUCGAGGCGGGCCAGUUCAACGACAAUCUCUACGGGACCAGCAUUCAGUCCGUGCGGGCAGUUGCAGAGAGGGGCAAGCACUGCAUCCUGGAUGUCUCUGGCAACGCCAUCAAGCGGCUGCAGCAGGCACAGCUGUACCCCAUCGCCGUUUUCAUCAAGCCCAAGUCCAUCGAGGCGCUCAUGGAAAUGAACCGACGGCAGACGUACGAGCAAGCAAAUAAGAUCUACGACAAAGCCGUGAAGCUGGAGCAGGAGUUCGGGGAGUACUUCACAGCCAUUGUACAGGGUGACUCACUGGAGGAGAUUUAUAACAAAAUCAAACAAAUCAUCGAGGACCAGUCCGGGCACUACAUCUGGGUCCCGUCCCCCGAGAAACUCUGAGGAGCCCCUGCAGGCUUUCUCUUGCGAACAGAAGAAAUCAAGCCCCUCCUCCCUCCCUCGUCAUUCCUGUCCCCACGGGGAGAACAAAUGACUACUGUUCUUGUCCCCUUUUUUAGAUAUGUCAAAAAAAUUGAGUUUUCUAGUCCUGUUCUGUUUUUUUAAA